Panicum virgatum (switchgrass) is the source of this 844-nucleotide messenger RNA. Its product is annotated as translation initiation factor IF-2-like. NCBI's taxonomy places the organism in Eukaryota, Viridiplantae, Streptophyta, Magnoliopsida, Poales, Poaceae. The record is from RefSeq and is a predicted model, not a curated record. The transcript is spliced from 2 exons. The coding region runs from base 182 to 745 and encodes 187 amino acids.
AGGCCAGCUGCACCGUUGCCGUUCAGGGGCAGGCGGAUCGAAGCUAGCUAGGUUUGCAGCCAGCCAGCGAUCCGGCCGGCCGGCCCGGAGGGUCGGGCCGGGCUUUGCCGUCUCGGGCGGCGGCCGCGGGGGAAAGAAGAGAAGAGGGACAAGUGCGGCGCGGCAGCUUCCGGGGAGGCCUAUGCACCGAGCUUUUUCGGCCACUGCAGCGAUGAUGAUUGGUUCCGGACCUUCUGGCGCGGCGCCGGCGCCGGCGGCCGGAGGAGAGCGUCGGCGCCACCACCCGAACGUCAGCGUGGUGUGCAGCGGGCUCCCGCGGCCCGUCAGGCCGGUGCCCAGCGCGGCAGGCCCACGGCCCGGGACGCCGAGGCCGGGGUGUCCCGCGGGCGGCGCGACGCCGUCGGGGCGAGCGGAGUGGAACUGGUGGCGCGCCGGCGCGCGGCAGGCGGCGGCCGCACCGCCGAGCCGGCAGAGGAGAGAGGACCUGCAGGGGCGCCAGGCCCGCGGUGCGCGUGCCGCGCACGGGGAAGGGGAACCGGGAGCUGGCGCGGCGGGCGCUCGCGCCGAACGCCGCACGCGGGUGCGGCCGCGGAGGCGGCGGCGGGCCUGUGCGAAUGAGGAGGUGGAGCUUCCGGCCGGCGCCCAGCCGGCUGCGCAAUGCGUCGUCGCUCUCCUCGCCAUCCCCCGUCUCGCCGCGGCUGCGGCCGUCGUGAUCGGAUUCUUAGAUUCGCCGUCACGGAAAUGAAAAUUCUUUGAUCUGUACAGCAAUUCAAGCUUUGUGCAGUUGUGCACGCUUCAGCUCGCUUAUACGCCUCAUCUGGGUUUUUUGCUAUAUACUUUUUGA